ACAGCGACUGUGACUGACCGCUGACGUGUACUUGUUUUUAUUGCGGCAUCCCGGACUGCAUCGUAUUUCUUGCAAAAAAGAUUUUCCAAGUCUAUUAACUACAAGCAGCCAUCAUGAUCACCGACAUGCAACUGGCAGUGUUCUCCAACUUUGUUGGAGUUUCUAUAUUCUUAUUAGUAAUUCUAUACCACUACAUCAAUGUCAACAGCAAGUAGGUAAACAUCAACCAGUCAGUUAAAGCAACUAUGUGGUAGGAUUAUGUUCUCUAUCUAUGUAAUAAUUAAGAUGUUAAUAAAAUAAGUAUUCUCACUAA
This is a messenger RNA of Spodoptera litura, 313 nucleotides long. Its product is annotated as dolichyl-diphosphooligosaccharide--protein glycosyltransferase subunit 4. The record is from RefSeq and is a predicted model, not a curated record. NCBI's taxonomy places the organism in Eukaryota, Metazoa, Arthropoda, Insecta, Lepidoptera, Noctuidae. Gene Ontology annotation, cellular component: oligosaccharyltransferase complex.